This is a messenger RNA of Notothenia coriiceps (black rockcod), 1153 nucleotides long. It is a transcript of the gene tspan4a, whose product is annotated as tetraspanin 4a. Bases 1 to 699 code for a protein of 232 amino acids. Lineage: Eukaryota; Metazoa; Chordata; Actinopteri; Perciformes; Nototheniidae. The record is from RefSeq and is a predicted model, not a curated record. The transcript is spliced from 7 exons. Gene Ontology annotation, cellular component: plasma membrane.
AUGAAGUUGAAAAGCAAACGAACAGCCAGAUACAAUUCUGCAAAGUUGGGAGGAUGUGGCAUACUGGGGGUGGGAGUUUGGCUCUCAGUUACCCAGGGUAACUUUGCCACCCUAUCAUCAUCACUUCCCUCCCUGUCAGCUGCCAACCUGCUGAUCGCGGUGGGAACCAUAAUCAUGGUGAUCGGCUGUUUGGGCUGCGUAGGAGCCGUCAAAGAGAGCCGCCCUGUGCUGCUGACGUUCUUCAUCCUCCUCCUGCUCAUCUUCUUCCUGGAGAUUCUGUCCAUCAUGCUUUUCUUCAUCUACCAAUAUGAGAUUGAUCACUACGCCCAAAGGGAUCUGAAGAAGGGCCUGCAGCUCUUCGGCACGGAGGGAAACGUGGGUCUGACCAACGCCUGGAUGAUAGUACAAACUGAUUUUCGCUGCUGUGGAGUCACCAACCACACAGACUGGUUUGAGGUUUACAACGCCAGCCGCGUGCCGGACUCCUGCUGCCUGGAGUACAGCGACAACUGUGGCCUGGACAACCCAGGAACAUGGUGGACAGCGCCGUGCUACGAGAGGGUAAAGGACUGGCUUAAUGAGAACCUGGUGGCUCUUUGGAUCUUUGCUCUAUGCACAGCACUUACUCAGAUCCUGGGCCUGGUCUUCUCCAUGACGAUGUUCUGCCAGGCAGUGAAAGUAGAGACCUUCUACGCCUAGCGAUCGACCCAUCCCUCGCUCUUCAGCACACUUGGAUUGUUUCUCACCAGAGAGGGACAAAUAUAGACCCCCUUCACCUCCUCCUCCUCCUCUUCCUCCUCCCUCGAAAGACUCUUCUUCCCUUGUCCUCUCUGUGACAUUCCCUCUCGGGUGUCACCACUUCACAGUUUUUCUGCUAACUAUCAAGACGCACAGUGUCAGUGUUUUAUCUGAGUCGGUUCCUAUGGUUUGCUCUGUGUCAAAAAGCUAAUUUUUGUGAUACAUUUUAUGAAGCAGUAAUAUGAACAUGUAUAAAAAAUUGUAACCCUCCUUUUUUUUUUAAUAAGUGUUUUGCUCUAAAUUAUUUCAUGGUUUGUAUGUGUUUUCAAAAUGAGAGCUACAGUUGGGGACUGAGUGAAGUGCUGCAAGUGCAUGUCUCCUGCGAUGGUGUAUUAAAUGUUCUGGCUCCACUAAA